AUGUGUGUCCUGUAUCGUUCCCAACUCCACGACAACUGUCUCCCUGACUUAAAUCAUUGCAAAAAUAUCCUGGGUGCUGACUGCCACCAGAACCUAACCACUUGCGAAUGUUUACCCGCAGCCGUAUAUUUUGAGCAUGAGCAUCAGCACCGUUGCAUCAAGUAUGCGGACACGCUCUACGAGUCGUGUGAACCCUUCACGGAACAAUGUUCCUUUAUUUUUGGCGCUUUUUGUUCCCCUAUGAACUCAACGUGCAUAUGUGAUGCAAGCGACUACUUCCAAAAUCCAGACUACCCAAAUUGUGCGCAAUAUUUAACAGAGCUGCAUGAAAGUUGCCUACCAAACACAAACCAAUGCAAGAAUAUCUUUGGGUCAGUAUGCGACGAAGUCUUAGCCACAUGCGAAUGCGAAAAAACUGAGUAUGUGGAGCAUCCAAAUAUUACGAUCUGUGUCCCAUACCGCUACCAACUACAUGACAAUUGUCUGCCCGACCUGAACCAUUGCAAAAACAUCCCUGGUUCCGACUGUCAUCAGGAACUAAAGACAUGCGAGUGUUUGCCUCCAAGGGUAUAUUUUGAACAUGAGACGGAAAACCGUUGCCUGAAGUAUGCGGACCGGCUGUAUGAGCUAUGUGAGCCAUUCACAGAACAAUGCGCCUACGUCUUUGGGGCUUUUUGUUCACCUGCGAACUCAUCGUGCAUUUGUGAUCCAGGCGAUUAUUUUCAAAAUCCAGAUUAUCCAAAUUGUGCUCAUUAUUUGUCAGAGCUACAUGAGAGCUGCCUCCCAUUUACCGAUCAAUGCAAGAAUAUAUUCGGCUCGGUUUGCGACGAAGUAUUGGCAACAUGCGAAUGCGAAGAAACUGUGUACGUGGAGCAUCCAAAUAUUACCAUUUGUGUUCCAUACCGUUACCAGCUCCAUGACAAUUGUCUUCCAGACCUGAACCAUUGCAAAAAUAUCCCCGGUUCCGACUGUCACCCAGACCUAAAUACAUGUGAAUGUCUCCCAGAAGAUACGUACUUUGAGCAAGUCUCCAGUCGGACAUGUUUGCGUUUUACUGAGACCUUAUACGACCCAUGUGUCCCGGGAACUAUCCAAUGUGAUAAGAUUCCGGGUAGCAUUUGCACAGAUAGUAAUUCCACCUGUAUCUGCGACCCACAAAUCUUCUUUCAGAACCCGACAGGACUAGAGUGCGUCCCUUAUAGAGCUAAUUUGCACGACACAUGUAUUCCUAACACGGAACAAUGUGUUAAACUUUUUGGAGCUACUUGUUCCCUUCUAUCAGAAACUUGCGAAUGCAGCCCAAUGGAUUAUGUAGAACAUCCAGAUCAACCGGUGUGUCUGCUAUUUUCUGACGUCCUCUACGCUCCUUGUCAACCAGGGAGUGAACAAUGCUCUAAAAUAACAGGAUCCAUCUGCAACGUCGCAAACUCGACCUGCAUCUGCGACUCAGAAACCUUCUUCCAGAAUCCAGACUCCUUAGACUGCGUCCCAUACACGGCUAAUUUGUUUGACCCAUGCAUUCCCAACACGCACCAAUGCAGUAAAAUUUUAGGCUCAGUUUGUUCCAUUUUGUCUAAAACCUGCGAAUGUAAUCCAGAGGAUUAUGUGUUACACCCAGAUCAACCGGUCUGUCUCCCGUAUGUCGAGUCGCUCUACGCCCCAUGUCAGCCAGAUAGUGAACAGUGCGGGAAAAUAAGAGGAUCGACCUGCCUUGCUGAAAACUUAACCUGCACCUGCAACUCGGAACAUUUUCAAGAUCCAGAAGCCUUGCGGUGUGUUCCCUUCCUGGAAAACCUGCACGAUCCCUGCAUCCCGAAUACCGAGCAAUGUAGAAACAUUUAUGGCGCAGAAUGCAACAGCACGACAUCUAGUUGUGAAUGCACAAUAGAUUUUUUCCUUUGGGAUUUUGAAUGUUUCUUAAAACCGACAGCGCUAUACGAGAACGACACAUGUUUUUCCACGGAACACUGCCACCUAGUGGAAGGAAGCGAAUGUGAGGAGCUACAAUGUACAUGUGGCGAAGGAUGGCUUCCUGCCGAGGAUUUGUCAAAAUGUUUAAAAGUCCCGGAGGACGUUUCUGACUCACCGUGCGAGUCCCAGAUUCAAUGUGACCACCUCAAUAACACAGAAUGCGACGGAGUUAAGUGUAGCUGCAUCGAGGACUACACCGAGAACCUGGCCAGUGAUGGCUGCUUGCAGAUUGUUUACAGGUUAAACGAGGAUUGCGAAGAAGAUAGCCAGUGUCUUGCAGGGAUUGGGAACGGAUCCAGCUGUACCGAAUCGAAAUCUUCCUGCCUCCCGGAGCUGGUUGAAGGUGAUGACGGAACGAAAUGUUUGCCGCCGACCAAUAUCGAUGGAGAAUCAUUGUUACUAAUGCAGAAUUAG
This is a messenger RNA of Folsomia candida, 2385 nucleotides long. RefSeq names its product multiple epidermal growth factor-like domains protein 11. The record is from RefSeq and is a predicted model, not a curated record. Lineage: Eukaryota; Metazoa; Arthropoda; Collembola; Entomobryomorpha; Isotomidae. The coding region runs from base 1 to 2385 and encodes 794 amino acids. The transcript has 3 exons.